UGGUAACGGAAACACCGACCAAUUCCAUCUCGUACCUCGUGCCGGACAAAAAUCGGUCAGAAAGUGAAAUCUUGGAACAAGACGACUCCGACUGGCUAACAGGUAUAAAUUUCCUUGUAAGCGGUUUUUUGGUCUUAACUACAAUGACAUUAGUUGUAGUAGCUGCCCUGAGUUUCCAGUGCGCCGCCACGUGGCGCUGGCUACGCGAUCGAACUUGUAGCAAGAACAUCGGCUGCGAAGACGACUUCUCCAAUAAACAACAAACCAACAUCCAGAUCAGCAAUUCGUUGCCCGAUCUGCAAGAGCAGGUGAAGCCUACCUAUGUACAGGAAAUCAAGGACAUCGUAGCUAAAAAGGUCUUACGCCAGACUACUCUUCCGAUAGUACCAGACCGUCACCAAACUUUUCAACGUCAACUUUCGCAUAGGUUGGACAUCCCAACUGACGUCAAAUUCAGUAUUUGUGCUCUGGAGAGGAACAACAGCAGCAUGAUUGGACUGAUAAAACCGGAACUCUACAGAAAAGAGCUGAUCAGGCAAGCGUCUGCUGAGAGCAAUGGAGGACAGGAAAUGGAAUACUGCGGCAAAUUACAUUUCGCUCUCAAAUAUGAAAAAGAGUUGGAAGGGCUAGUAGUCAAGGUAUUCGAAUCAAGAGAUUUACCAGUGAAAGACAUGAAUGGUAGCUGUGAUCCUUAUGUGAAGCUGUAUCUUUUUCCUGAUAGGAAAAAGAAGUAUCAAACCAAGGUCCACCGCAAAAACCAGAACCCAGUAUUCAAUGAAACCUUCAUAUUCAGUGUGAUGUAUGAAGAACUUCGAGAUAGAUAUCUGCAAUUUUCUGUGUACGACUUCGAUCGCUUUUCCAGACACGACUUGAUUGGACACGUUGUAUUCAAAGGACUAUCUGAAAUUGCCGAGCUUCACCAAGAGGUUGAGUACACCAUGAAUAUACUGUGCCCUCCAAAGGAUAAAGUGGAUUUAGGAGAACUGAUGAUUUGCCUGUGUUACCUUCCAAAAGCGGGAAGACUGACGAUAACCAUCAUUAAGGGCCAUAAUCUGAAAGCGAUGGAUAUUACAGGAAAGUCAGACCCCUACGUGAAAAUAUACCUUCUCUGUCAAGGAAAACGAAUAAGAAAAAAGAAGACAAGCGUGAAGUACAACACCCUGUGUCCUGUGUAUAAUGAGGCACUGGUAUUCGAUGUACCAGAAGAAAACAUCAAUGAUGUCUCUCUCGUACUCAAGGUCAUUGAUUAUGACAGAAUUGGAUUGAACGAGUUGAUGGGCUGCAUAGUGAUUGGGCCAAACUUCAUAGGAAAGGGAAGAGAUCAUUGGACAGAAAUGCUGGACAAUCCGAGGAGGCCUGUAGCACAGUGGUACCCUUUAAUGGAAUCGAUACCUUCGAAUGUACCACCACUGAAAGAUGGAACCAUCAGUUUGAGUUGCUUGAAUAGCAGGUGAAGAAAUAAACUGGUCAAAUCAAGAAAUUAGAGAACCACCCCACUCAGUAUUGAUUUUCAGAGUUACAGGAAGAAUUUGUAUUUUUUCAGAGGUCUCACAAGGCUUCGAGGAGAAAUAGAGUAUACCGUAUGCAAACACAUGCAUAUCAAUAGAAGUUGUGUAUAUGAUGAUAAUAAUUUUAUACCAUAGACGAAACUAUUUAUUCUUGAACGCUUCGUUUUUUUAUUGCAAUGGGAACUCAACGCUUUGGAAUUGUUGAUGAACUUGAUAAUAUUUCGAGAAGCUUUAAAAUGAAAUAUUGUGGGCAAAUAGUUUUAGAUUUUAGGAUAAAUAAUAUAGAAGAUGAAUGAUAUGUGAUGAAAUUUUCAGUAUUCUUGAUUAACGUGUAGGAAAGUUCACUACAAAAAACUUUGAUAUGAGAGAAUGGUAUCACAGAUGAGGUCGAAAGAAUGGAGUCGGAAAGGAUCAACUGAAUCAUAGCAAAAACUAUUAUUAACUUGCAGACGCUUUUCUCCGAAACAAUGAGCUUUCUCAUGAAAAUGGUUCAAGACUAUUUUACCUGAGGGAAUUUUUCCCAUGUAAAAUUCAAUAUGACAAGUAUAUCAGCUAUAACUCUUGUUUUUUUUUGUAUGCUGACAAUUUUGAGAAAGCAAAUCAUUCUACUUCAUAACUGGAAUGAUAUUUGAACCAAUAUUCUUACUCCUCGCGAACCCCCUACGACGAAUAGAUAUUAUCCCAAAAAUUCCAAAUCAGAAGUUGGCCGGGAAUCUUCUGUUUAGGCAGUAUAUAAUGGAAUGAAAAUAUUGUAGAACAUCUUGCCAAACAUGUAAGAGAACCUUCUGUGGAACUAAUUCACCUUCUCACUCAACUCUUACUCAGGAAUUAUUGAAAAAUCAGUUGUAAUGCUACAAAUUUCCUCUAAUUGGCAUUUACCAGUCCACCAGUCCAAAUACCAACUUUCCACAGUUGCUAGUUCUCAGGUCUGCAACAACAAUCAUUUUGUUUUUUCUCAUAUUCAUUCAGAAAAAUGAAAUAUCAUCGCUUGAAUAUACAGGAUGUUUAUUGAACAUGCGGUAAAAAUCAGAGGAACUAUUCCUUGGACUAUUAUAAGGAUAUUUUGUCCUUAGAUGAUUUUUUAUCGGGCGCUUUAUUUAGAAGAUACGGAGCCAAGAAAAAUUUCGACAAUAACAAUUUAUUACCAAAAAUUAUAUGUAAAGUUUCUUAAUCUACAAGAACUGUUGAAAAUGACUAGCCCCAGCUCGGAUGCAAAAAUCCAAUCUUCUUCUCAUUGACUCCAGAACUCUUUCAAAAACCCCAGGAUCACUUACGAGACAUACUAUUCAAAUUGAAUGUCUUCAGCCGUUUGUAGUAAUCGAAAUGUUGUUGAUAGGUACCAACGGAAUUGUUAGAUGUGAUGUGAGUAUAUAAGGAGAAGACAGAUGGCAGGAUUGGGGUUAAUGGAUCUUGAUGGGGUCUUGAUGUUUCACCUAUGUAACUCUUUCCACAGGAACAAAUUAUAUUGUUAAUACAACGUUUCGUUCUUUCAACCGUAUUUCUGGGUUUAGUUUGUGUCAAAAUAGAUCUCAGUGUGUUGAUGGUUCUAAAAGUUGUUCUCACAUUAUACUUAUAACCGAUGCGUUUCAGUUUCUCAAACAAACCGGGAACAUAAGAUAUGAUGUUAGUUGUGGGGUAUCUGUAUUGCUGUUGGAUUUGUGGUGAUUUUGAGAUCUGUAUACCUUGUAUAUUGUAUAUUGCUUUCACCAAGUUCAUUGAGAGUUCUUUCCACUCCGGAAAUGCGUAUCAAUAUUUGUUUUUCCAAUUGAUUUUUUUCAAUUUGUAGGCAAAAUUCAUGGAUAUGACAUGUUACUGAUAAAUUGAACUUUCCAGUAGUUUAUAUUACGCAGUAACUUUUUGGGGUGAACUUCUUAGUUUGGCCUUUACUACACUCCAGCAGAUUCUUUAUUGAUUCAUCUUUUAUUUUUUCGAAUUGUGAAAGAUUAUAGACCCACAAAACAGUUUCAAAAAACUUUCAUAAUGUUUUUAAGUCAACUUUUCUACCCGCUGUAAUCACGUAUCAUUCUGUUUCCAUUGCUCAAUGGUGACCAGAUGUUGUUGUUUCCCAUUCUAAUAUGAAGUGUAUCACAAAGUUUACGUUAGUUUUCGUUCGAUUUCCAGUUUAUCUGAAUGUUAGAAUAAGGAUUAUCAAAAUGCAGUGUCUAAAAAUUUUACUUGAAGCUUUUGUAUGAUUUCAACUUCAACUGUUUGUACUGACUGUUACUAUUAAUGGAAAUAUUCAUAGAUAUAUUUAUAUACUGUAUUAGAAAUAAGUAAGUGUUGAUAUUUCAUUGAACUGAAUUCGUUACAGCCAUGUGGAUCAUGGCCUGUUUAGGUUUAGAUUUAUAUCACUUUCAACUAUUCUCUCCAAACUAUACUAAAGAUCAAAAAAGAAAGAAUUUCCUGUGAGUACUGAU
Leptinotarsa decemlineata (Colorado potato beetle) is the source of this 3925-nucleotide messenger RNA. Its product is annotated as synaptotagmin-10. The record is from RefSeq and is a predicted model, not a curated record. Gene Ontology annotation, cellular component: plasma membrane; exocytic vesicle. NCBI's taxonomy places the organism in Eukaryota, Metazoa, Arthropoda, Insecta, Coleoptera, Chrysomelidae. Gene Ontology annotation, biological process: calcium-ion regulated exocytosis. Gene Ontology annotation, molecular function: SNARE binding; clathrin binding; calcium ion binding.